AUUUUAGGCGAGAACAGUACGCAAGGUGUUCGAGCAAUGCACCUGAGCAAUGUGCUCCAAAUUGUGGCCUACUGUGAAAACGUCUCAAUUUGCCGGCGGAAACUUCUCGUCGAGCAUUUCGGCGAGGAUGCCUAUAAAGUGUAUGAUGUAACAGAGGAAGCGAAGACUGUGGCUCAGAAUAUGCAGCGUAUGCGAAAUGUCACUGCCACCCGACUGGGGCAUACGCAGCUUGAAAUGUUUGGACGUGGUGUUGGAAUGCACGAGACGGAUGCGCUGAGGUUUAUCAGGAAACUUGUGAUUGAUGGAAUUAUCGUGGAGCGCCUUUACAAUACGAAAUUCGAUACAACA
Molecule: messenger RNA, 348 nt
Organism: Gongylonema pulchrum
Lineage: Eukaryota; Metazoa; Nematoda; Chromadorea; Rhabditida; Gongylonematidae
Source: the annotation of a GenBank genome assembly